AUAUAUAUAUAUGCAGUUUAGCCCCAAUAGAAAGUUGACUGAUAUGAAUUGGUAAAGCUGCCCAAGGCAACAUAAUAAGGCUAGGAACCCCACAGUCAAUGCCCCUGUUGACAUCAGUUAACUUGUCUGUCAAGAAGCCCUACAGGCCCAGUAAUUCUGCAAUUUUCUGCCAUCUAAUAACGCAAAGUGAACAUUUCCAUAUUUGCAAUUACCUGGACGUAUUUGAUAUUAUCCAAAUUCUUCUUUUGGUAGAUUAAAACGUGGACUAAUUUCCGUCUCACGGAGAUUGAACUGGAAGUGGACUCCGAGCGCCUGGAGCAUCACUUCUGUCGGCUUUCACCACACGGUGGCCCCCCUGUCUCUCCUUCCCGACGCUCCUCCUCGCCUCCACCGCCACCAUAAAGCUCAGCCUCCCUCCACCAACACCACCUCCGCCUCCUCCUCCUCCUCCUCCUCCUCCGCUGCCUCCCUCAGUACUUCCACUCUUCUCAUCCCGUCUCCCCUGCUCGCUCGCUCAGAGCCACAGACGCUCCUCCAGCUCUGUGCAGCGCGGCGUGCGAACAUGGUCGGCGGCUCCUGUGCUCGCAAGCUGGCCCGUCGGUCUCGGUCCGCCCUGAUCGCAGCCCUCACCGUGCUGCUGGUGCAGACCCUCAUUGUGUGGAACUUCAGCUCCCUCGACUCCGGCGAAGAGCGAGAAAACGCAGGCUCCAGCGUGCGAGAGAAGAGGGACCGGGUGGCGGGCAGCAGAGCCGCCGGCAGCGAGUAUCUCCAGCGCGGAGUCCAGCAGCAGAGGCAGCCCGGGCGGCAGCAGCAGCAGCAGCAGCAUCUUCCUCCGCCGGGGAGGGGGACGUCUCGUCACAUACAGCAGCCGGACGGGUAUUACUCCCACCGGCCGAAGGAGAAAAGCAGAGUUGACAGCAACAAUGAGAACUCGGUGCCCAAAGACUUUGAGAACAUAGAUAAUAGUAAUUUUGGUGCCCGUUCGCACCGGCAAUCUGUAGGCGCCACCAGCAGCAAGCAGCGGGAGCGUGUGCAAGGGAAGCCCCACACCCAGCAGCAGGCCUGGCACGACAGCUCCCCCAGACUGGGCCGCAGCUCCAAUGAGAUUUUGCCCAUAGGCCACCAGUCGCUAGAACUGGGAAACAAUGCCUCCUAUCCUGGUGGCCAGGGCAUCGCUGGAGGCCUACAGCAGCAGCAGCAGCAGCAGCACACUCAUGCCUCACUUGACCAGCCUGGCCAGUCCCAGCACAGACAUCAGCAUCCGCACAGGAAGCAGGCGACUACACCGACACUGGAGGUGACGUACGAUCAGCCGCCGCAAUGCGAGAUCAGCGGCAAGGAAGCCAUUUCUGCCCUGUCCAGAGCCAAGAGCAAGGAGUGCCGGCAGCAGAUCGCCGAAGUCUACUGCAGACACAAGGAGGGCCAGCUGAUGCCUGAUGCAGUAACUCGUUAUUGCCCUAUUGAAGGUAAAGCCAACGUGAACAUCCAGUGGGAUGAAGACUCUGUGGAGAGCUUUCCACUGAAACCAGUGAGAAUAGCUUUUGUUCUGGUGAUUCACGGACGAGCCUCUCGACAGUUCCAGCGUCUCUUCAAAGCCAUCUACCACACCUCUCACUUCUACUACAUUCACGUCGACCAGCGCUCCAACUACCUGCACAGGCAGGUGCAGGCCCUCGCUUCCCAGUAUCCCAACGUGAGGGUGACGCCCUGGCGCAUGGCCACCAUCUGGGGGGGAGCCAGUUUGCUGACCAUGUAUCUGCGCAGCAUGGCUGACCUGCUGGCCAUGAGGGACUGGAGCUGGGAUUUUUUCAUCAAUCUCAGCGCUGCCGACUACCCUAUCAGGAACAAUAACCAGCUGGUGGCGUUCCUAUCCAAGUUCAGAGACCUGAAUUUCAUUAAGUCCCACGGACGGGACAAUGCAAGGUUCAUCCGUAAGCAGGGUCUGGAUCGUCUCUUCUACGAAUGCGACACUCACAUGUGGAGGCUGGGCGACCGAAAAAUCCCAGAAGGCAUCUCUGUGGAUGGCGGCUCUGAUUGGUUCCUCCUCAACCGCGUGUUUGUGGAAUAUGUGAUCAACUCCAAAGACGAUCUGGUCACCAACAUGAAGCGAUUCUACGCGUACACGCUGCUGCCUGCUGAGUCGUUCUUCCACACCGUGCUGGAGAACAGCGCCCACUGCGAGAGCAUGGUGGACAACAACCUGCGCAUCACCAACUGGAACCGUAAACUGGGCUGCAAGUGUCAGUACAAGCACAUCGUGGACUGGUGCGGAUGCUCGCCCAAUGACUUCAAGCCUUCAGACUUUCACCGCUUCCAGCAAACGGUGCGGCCCACCUUCUUCGCCAGGAAGUUUGAGGCCAGCGUGAACCAGGAGAUAGUGAACCAGCUGGAUGCCUACCUGUUUGGACCGCUCCCCCAGGGGACCCUGGGACUGAACUCGUACUGGGAGAAUGUUUACGACGAGCCAGAUGGCGUCGCCAGCCUGUCGGACACGCUGCUCACGUAUUACCACUCCUUCACGCGGAUGGGCCUGGUGAGGGCUGCGGCCUCGCUUCAGGGGAACCCAAACGAUCACAGCUGCAGGUAUUUCCCAAUGGGCCACCCCGUGUCAGUGCAUCUCUACUUCCACCUGGACCAGUUCCAGGGCUACCUGGUCAAGCACCACGCCACCAACCUGGCAACAAGCAAGCUGGAGAUCAUGGAGACCUGGGUGGCACCAAAAAAGAACUUCAAGCUGACCACGCUUCCCGGCAGCACGUUCAGCCGGCUUCAGUUUGCCGAGAUUGGCACCGAGUGGGACGCUAAAGAGCGCAUGUUCAGGAACAUCGGCGGCCUGAUGGGCCCCAUGGACGAGACAGUGGCCAUGCAGAAGUGGAACAAGGGGCCAAACGUCACGGUCACCGUGGUCUGGAUCGACCCCACCAACGUCAUCGCAGCCACCUACGACAUCCUGAUCGACGCGAGCGCAGAGUUCACCCACUAUCGUCCGCCUCUCAACCAGCCGCUGCGACCCGGAGUCUGGAACGUCCGAAUCCUACACAACUGGAGCCCCGUGGCCGAGAUUCGUUUCCUUAUCGUUCCGCUGGCCUAUAACAAGCACCAGCCCAUUAGACAAGAGGACACGCUGAGGCUCCACAACGGCCCAGCGAAGAACAGCUACAUGGAGCAGAGCUUCCACGGCCUGAACCCGGUGCUCAACAUCCCCGUCAGCCUGGCCUACGUGGAGCGAGCCAAGAGGAACGCGGCCCUCACUGGGCCGGAGCUCGAGGGCUGGGUGGACGGCCUGGUGGGAGAGCUGUGGGAAGCCGCCGACAUCUGCGCCGUUGGCCUCACCGCCUGCCCCGUCAUGCAGCCCUGUGCCAAGAGCCCUUGGAGUUCCAUGAGCCCGGAUCCCAAAUCCCAACUGGGAGCGCCGCACCCUGACGGCCGCAUAAGGUAGCAGCAAGGCCUCCAGCUGGACGGGAGGCCGUGACACUGUUUGGUUUUUUUUAUUUAUUCGAGAGGCUUAUUGCAGAAGAGGGGGGUUGGGGGGGCUGAAGGAAGGGAGGAAGAGGAGAAUCUCUUCCUCUGCACCUCUGAGCAGAAGCAAAUGAAAAAAGGUGGGGUCCUUCAGCGUGCUGUGGGUAAGGCUGUCUUAAAAGCGAGGGGGAAGCAUUUCUCUGAACCUCCCACAGAGUUUAUUCCUUGAGGGGAUUUUGCUGGCUUUGCUAUUUCACUUUUCUCAGUGUAUUUAUUUUUUUUUUUCUUUUCAUGGCUGAGUUUUACUGUGAUAAAACGUUGCAAUUUUGGAGCUUUUUACUGUGCGGCCCAAUGAAUUGCGACGCCCUGCUUUUUGGGGCUGUGUGGCCAUGCGAGUCUGAACUGUCGACACUGCUGCAACGAAGCCUUAGCGGGAAGAGAUUCACCGGGAGGUAGCCGAGCACUGACACAAACCUGGCUCCCAAAGCCUCAUCAACAGAAACACUUCGACAGCAACUGACCGAUAAGCGCCCCUAAACAGAUUAGUAACAGAUUUUAUUUUCAUUUUAUUUAUUAGAUAAACACACCAGCCCUUAUAUCUAUCUAUAGGCACCCCUGGUAAGGAUACGUAAGAAGCCUUAAAAAAAAAAAAAAGCUAGCACUGCACUGUACUCCUGAUGAAAUUUUUUUCCAAUUUAAGCUUUGCUUUUCAUGCAACCUUUUUUUGUCACACUUCCAGCUGUUUUAAGCUUUUUUUAAAUUAUUAUUUAUUUAUCACUCCAUCUGUAGAUAUGAGGGUCGUCAUGAUGGUAAAGUUUCAACUCAACA
Messenger RNA from Poecilia latipinna (sailfin molly), 4287 nucleotides. RefSeq names its product xylosyltransferase I (gene xylt1). NCBI's taxonomy places the organism in Eukaryota, Metazoa, Chordata, Actinopteri, Cyprinodontiformes, Poeciliidae. Gene Ontology annotation, cellular component: membrane. Gene Ontology annotation, molecular function: protein xylosyltransferase activity. The record is from RefSeq and is a predicted model, not a curated record. The coding region runs from base 563 to 3439 and encodes 958 amino acids. The transcript has 11 exons. Gene Ontology annotation, biological process: chondroitin sulfate proteoglycan biosynthetic process; heparan sulfate proteoglycan biosynthetic process.